CCUAGAAACCAAUGUUAAAAGGAUAGUUUUGAAGUAACUUACGUGCAGUGUCCAUUUUAUUUAUUUAUUUAUUUGCUAAUACAAUUAGUUUAAGUUGUUUCUGCUCUCUGGUCGAAACGAAAGCAUUCUUGUGCACGUGACCAAACACUGACUAUGGAGCAAGGGAGACACCGUUUAAGAUCCACCUCUACUUAAGUAGCGAGGGUCCAAAUGCUGCUCGUAUCAUAAGAAGCGGCUCUCUUCUGCGCGAUUAGCAGAGUAACCAGCGAGGCUUUCCUCCCACCUUCAACUCAACAGGCUACCGUAAUUAACGAGCUGAAGAUGGAUGAUUUGACGACGUUGGCCAGCGGGCAAAACGCAACUUUGGUGGUUUUCAGCUUCCUCCAAGCGGAUUGUAGUAACGAGCAAUACAAUAAAGCCGUUUGCUCCUUGGGCAGAGAGCUCGAAGAAGCUUGGAUUUGUGACGAAGAGAACGGAGAUAUCGAAUGUGACGGCAGCAACCAGCCUGACGACUUCGCGGGGUCCAUUGGUGACAUGCAGCCAUCACUAGAACUUUACUGGCCUGGUGGUCAAGUCGAAGCGAGAGCCCUGCAGGAGGUUGCGGCUCACCUGAGGGAAAUCGCCGCCCAAUUUGAGCGCAGUGUUGUGGAUCAGGCCGCUCGAAACCUGCACACGAAUGUCAUGUCUUCACCCAGUGAAGAAUGGCUGCGUCUGCUAAAAAGUGAGGUACAAAGGGCCAUGAUGCAGGGGGUGGGCCUAGAGCAGCUACCCGAAGAGAGGGUUAUCGUGGCCCUCGGCCUCGCAUUGGUGAAGAAAGUGUGCGAAUACACCCCCCGACUGCUCAAAGACCUCUUCAACACAACGCUGCAGUAUGUCAGACACCAGAGGAGAACGGUGACUUGAAUUAGUUGAGCCAAGGGGAAUAACGGUCAAAUGGGAUUUUGAGCCAUAUUACAAAAACUUGGAUCAGUGAGUCGUGGUUUUUGAACAUUAUUACCGGUAUUUUUCAAGCACAAGUUUGUGUAAAAGUCAUUUGUGCUCUUUUGAAGGUAUUUUUGUUCAUUGUCCUUGUUAAAAUAUUGUACUGUAUGCAUUGUUGCCUCUGCUUUGUGAAAUUGUCUUUUUUUUUUUUUUUUUUUUUUUUAGAAUCUUACAUAAAAAGUUUUGCUUUGUUUUCAAACACCCUGCUGGAGGAAAUUCAAGGUAUAACGUUACUUUUUACUGUGUAUUUAAGCAUUUCUCCUUUUGGUUGGUUGCUAAAUUAAAUGCAGAUGAUCAAAGAUCAGCCAACUGGAAAUCUUUUAGUUCAUAUCAGUGAUACUUUUCCAGACCUAUCCUGUGUAUGCAUAACACAAAGCAUCAAGGAACAUAUCGAUGGGAAAAUGUAUUUAAUCUGCAGCAAAUGUAUGCUUAAGUUCAUCUAUACAGUACUCAAAAAUGGGUUAAUAUUUUCAUGUGUAAUGCAGCAUUCCCAUUGCAACCAAUGAAUGAUUUUUAGGAUCCAUACUAAGUCAAAAAUAUAGGAAUAACAGCGGUAGUAUAAUUCCUAAUGACAAUUUAAACAUUUGUCAGGAGAAUCACAUGGCACAUGAAACUGCAGGAGGGGGGGCCCAAGAAAGGUCAUUUGAACAGACUAUAGGAGUGAAUUCAUUUCCCUUUUCUGUGCUUAAACAUUGAGCGGGUCGGAGGCCUCAGGUUUUAAAUGUGGCCUCAAAAUGGCAAAAACAUCUACAGCGUACUAAAUCUUUUGAUUUCUACCACAACAUUCUUUAAUCAAAUCCCCUGAGAAGGAAACAAGUUCAUCUAUUUUCUUCUGUAGCUGAUGACACCAUAAGCCAUCACAGCAGUGAGGAGCACCAGUGCAGCUCCACCAUAUAUCAGAGCUUGGAGCUCAGAUUCUGGUUCCGGCUGCACGGAAGGCUCCUCAGUGACUGCUUGUGCAUGGGUCUCCGGAACUAAUAUUUCAGCUGGUGGUGGUGGUGCCUCAGGUUCGUUCGGGGCUUCUGGUUCUUGCUGGGGAGGAACGGUUGCCAGCUCCGAUUGUGGUUCAGAAGACUCAGGCUUUGUGAUUUGGGCCUGCUUAGCUGGAGAUAGGGUUGCUGCCUCAUCAAGAACAGGAGCAAUGGCCCUUUCUGAUUCAGGCUCUGGUUCCAUUACAGUAACUGCUAAGGGAGCUGAAGGUUGAGGUUCAAGUGAAGGGAGAGCAGUAGCUUCUGGAACCGGAGGAGGACGCUCCGGUUCUAAAGAGAUGAGGGAAGGUUCCGUUGACAAGCUUAAAGGCGUUUCUAUCACAACAGGAUCCUCCAGUGAAAUCAGGGAGGCAUGUUCCUCCACGGUCACGGGAGCAAGAGCAAUCUGGCUUGUUAUCUCCUCCCUGAGCUGGGCAAGCUCACUCUCCGUUCCCAAAACGCUCAUCAUGCUCUCCUCUAUGGCGCCCCCUUCAGCGCCCUCCUCCAGCAUCUCUGCUUCCUCACGCUCCACGUGGACAAUGUCCGAGUUGGAAGAGUUGUUCUCGCUGCGCUCUUCGACCAGAGCGACGCCCUCAUUGCUGUCCAAGCUCUUGAUAUCUUCAGGGUCCAUCGCGCACACCUGCGCCCACGACUCGUGGCCGGCCAACGACACGGGUAAGCUCUCUGUCUGCCAGGAGCUGUGCCCGCUGCUGUUGUCGCCCGUGCACAGAAGAGAAGAAGGUGGACUCAACUGGUCUGGUGCUUGCUCCCCUGAAAGGAUGUAGAUGUCGUUGCUGUCUUCUGCGACGGCAACGCCUCGCUCUUCUUCCAAACAGAGGCCAAAUAUUUCACCCUGUGGACAACACAGACACACAAGUGUAUUGAGUUGAUAUUCUAAACAAAACUAUAAUGGCACUUAAACAUCUGCUAACGUCAUUGCAAUUUGUGCAAUGUAAUGAACCAAAAUCAGACACUUGGGUCAAAAAUUUAAUUUUUGAAUUCUUUGCUGUUGUGCUCUCCCAACUUCCCCAAAACUGCAAAGAUAUUUCAAAUCCGAUUAAUUUGUCAAAGUAAUUGCAUUUCUUCAAAUCUGAGGAAAUUCAAGAUCAUGAAAUCGGGAGAUAUUUACCAAAGAAGCCACGAGGCCAGUUUGCCCUUCAACUGUUUACAUAUUUCAAAAGUUAAUUUAAUGCUUAUUGACUCCCGUUCCUCCCGAUUACUUAGUUUAGUAUAAAAUAAUUGUGUAAUUCUGUUCACUAAAGUGCCAUAAAAAAUAACUAUCAAAAAUAGAGAUCAGACAACCCAUUCAUGCAAUACUGAUUUUCCUGAUCGGUUCACAGGAAGUUGAUGCCUGUCCCAGCUGAAGUAAAGUGGCAGGAAGUCUACAGUUUUUACAAUAAGUGUCCCUUGUAUUGGGGGGAGAAGGGGAUAACUAUGUCAUCCACCUGCUUCAUGCAACUGUGUGCCACCUAGUGGUAUUACACGUUCCAUAUCUGUGUCCUUGUGUUAUGUACACAAGACACAAUAUACAAUCAUGUGGGUUUACAUGUCUUAGCCAAAAGCAGUCAAGUGAUCAAACCACAAGGCCUAAAUGUCAUAUAAUCUCACAUAUACAAUUACAAAAUCGUAUUAGAAGUUUAAUAAGCUUUUUGAAGGGAAUGGUACAAGUAAAAAUGCUGAGACUAUGCUUGCUAUGUGCAAAGUCAUUCCCUUGUAUCAUUUUAUGACUGACUGACUCGUACGAGAAUAGCUUAAAGGUGGUAUUGGACAUUAAGUAAUAGUAAUCUUGAUUGCCAUCGGUUGCGCAAAGAAACUAAAUAUUCAAAUCACAAAUUUUUUUAGAACUACUAUGAAAAUCGAGAAUAUAAUGUAUAAACACACAAAAUGGCACACCUCAGGGCGUUAACAUUUUAGAACGAAUGAAGUCUGAUACACCCAAGUUCUUUUGUGCCAGAAUUAACUUACAGACUGUCCAGCCAAGAUGUCAGAACCCCAGAAAAGGCUGCAAGCCAAUAAAUCUUGGGCCGCGAGGCAAUAAAAAUAGCAAAUGAAGUUUCUUAGUUCAAGUGAUAAGUCUUUUUUUUAUUAUGUAUUGGAAGUGAGAGCAGCUGCAGGGUGCAGCCUAAAAGGUUUAAGUCAAGCCGAUAUAUAGUGUAUACCUUAAAUAUUCCUGAUACACAGUAGUUUUUGUUUUUCUUAACAAGGACCAAAUGUUGUUGGGAUGUGACGGCUACACCAUUCAGGAUCAAGAUUAAAACUGACAUCUGCAACAGUUAUCCAUCACUGACCUUUUCUAUAAGCUGAUUUAAAUAGAAAAGCAUUUUAUUUAACGAAGAGAGGGAAAAAAAAGUCUACCCUAAGGGGAUACUGCCUAGCUUGCCAUCGUUUGGACUCAAGUGGACAGUGGGGUCAUGUGGGUUAAACCACACAGAAGUUCACUGGUCUUGGUGAUCAAGAGAUUAAAAAAAUCCAUGCUCUCAUUAACUCUUAACCGCGUGACGGUACAAAAAUGAUAACGAAAGUCUGAUGUUGAAUGGAAAACAGGAAAUAAAACAGGGAAGAAGCUAGAGUUAUGUGAAUAAAAUUGAUACAAACCUCUGUUUAUGGCUAAAGAAAAUAUGCCAAUGUGAUUAUGUUGACUCACUGAAUAAACUUCAAUGAUUAAAUUCAAACAUGGUUACAUUUUUCACAUCCGUAAAGUUCACCGUCAACUCUCCUUUUCUAUUUUCCAAAGUAGUUAACUUUUUAGAGUUAACAACAGUACCAGAACUCACCAUUUCACAACGCCAAAUGAAUAAGAACCAAAUAAAACAAGGAACCUUGUCUAAUCUGUUUAAAUAAGAAAAUCGGUCAUGAUAACUCAUUGCAUCAUUCUCCACCUUUGCCUCAAGACACCAUUGAUUCAUUAAAAAAAUCCUCCUACCUUUGGCUCUCCAUUCCAUUAGUAUAUACAAAAUUGACUCACUAAUAAAUUUCACAAGCUCUGAGAUAAUUUGUUGACAGAUGUGAGCAAUGGGAAGCCCCACAAAAUUGGUAGCAAGCAGGGUAAUGUGGGUGCUAAUUAAGAGUCUGUGUCUUAACUGAGGUGGGUAGUAACGUGUUAGAUGUACUCUCUUACAUUUACUUGAGUAACUUUUUGAUAAAAAAUGUACUCCUAAGAGUAGUUUUAGUAAAGCCAUACUUUUCACUUUUACUUGAGUAGAUUUGUGAAUUAAAAAUGCUACUCUUACUCCUCUUUGGGCUACGCAAGAGUCAUUACAUUUUUCCUCUUCAUUCUACAGAUAAGAUUUUUUUUGCCAGCGAUGCCUCUACCAAUUUCACCAAUGAGACGUCGCAACAAUAAUCACAUGACUCCAUUACACCAAUCUGACGCAAGCUUGCCAAUCUACGAUCACACAAGCCUGUUCAAUCACGUGGCGUCUUUAAAGCACUGUAAAAAAAUGUAGUAGUUGACAUAGAGUGUUACCCUGAACAUGACUCGGAAGCGUGGAUUUAAACCUCUCUCCCAGUUUUUAUUUGGCACCGAUUGACCACGGAAAACCGGAGAUAUGAUCCUUUUAAUGUCCUAAUAGGAACUAUGAAGGUUGCACAUCACGUUGACGCUACUGCCCUUCUAUUCAAACUAGGAACUAUUUUCUCCACUAGAGGACACUCAUUCUGUUUGGACGAAUAAUGCUUAAUUUCUGUAGUUUUAUUUCUCUUGCCGGAAUUCAAUGUUUUUUGUUUUGUAUUUCUUUGGCUUAAUGUGGUUAUGUAAUGGUUUAUUGUACAGUAUCAUUAUAAUAACAGUUCA
This is a messenger RNA of Corythoichthys intestinalis (scribbled pipefish), 5742 nucleotides long. RefSeq names its product BH3-interacting domain death agonist-like. The coding region runs from base 322 to 903 and encodes 193 amino acids. Gene Ontology annotation, cellular component: mitochondrion; cytoplasm; cytosol. The transcript is spliced from 4 exons. Gene Ontology annotation, biological process: positive regulation of intrinsic apoptotic signaling pathway; apoptotic mitochondrial changes; positive regulation of release of cytochrome c from mitochondria. The record is from RefSeq and is a predicted model, not a curated record. NCBI's taxonomy places the organism in Eukaryota, Metazoa, Chordata, Actinopteri, Syngnathiformes, Syngnathidae.